AUGUCUUACAACGACUCAUACAACGACAACGACACCUCUUACGGAAACGACAGAUCCUACGGAAACGAGAACGAACACCGUUCGACCUUAGGUAAGGUUGGGGACAAGAUCAAGGGUGCAUUCGGCAAGAACGACGAUGACGACUACAAUUCCUCGAAGAAGGACUCGUACGGUUCGUCUACUCUGGACAGUUACGGAUCUUCCAACAGAGGCGACUCGUAUGGAUCUUCCAACAAAGAUGACUCGUAUGGAUCUUCCAACAAAGGUGACUCGUACGGAUCUUCCAACAAAGGUGACUCGUACGGAUCGUCGAAUCUGGACAACUACGGGUCUUCUACCAGUGACAGAUACGGAUCUUCCAACACUGAUACAUACGGCUCUUCUGGAAGAGGCGGUGAUUCUUAUGGAUCUUCCAACACUGACAGCUACGGUUCUUCUGGAAGAGGUGGCGACUCCUACGGAUCAUCGAACAAAGGUGAUUCAUAUGGUUCCUCUGGUAGAGACGAAUUCGGCUCUUCUGGCAGAGGCGGUGAUUCGUACGGCUCCUCUGGCAGAGGUGGUGACUCCUACGGCUCUUCUGGUAGAGACGGUGACGCGUACGGCUCGUCUAACACGGACAGCUACAGAUCUGGCGGUGACUCCUACGGGUCGAGUAACAGACGUGACAACGAUUAUUAG
This is a messenger RNA of Clavispora lusitaniae ATCC 42720, 678 nucleotides long. RefSeq names its product Stress protein DDR48 (gene DDR48). The record is from RefSeq and is a predicted model, not a curated record. NCBI's taxonomy places the organism in Eukaryota, Fungi, Ascomycota, Pichiomycetes, Serinales, Metschnikowiaceae.